AUGGCCUGGUGGCACGGCUCUUUCGUGGCCGCCCUUCUCGUCUUCAACCUCGCCCUCCCUGGCGCAUACGCAGGCAACACGACCUGCGCGAGCGCGCAGUUGGAUUGGUACACCAGCGUGGUGGGCGAGACGCCUUGCCGGACGUACGAACGCUUGCGGCAAAUUUGCAACAUCGACUACCAGGUGCCAGACUUCAGGUCGAGUCCUCCCGGGGAUCAGUGCGAUGAUCAAGUUUCCGCAUGUUGUUGCAACACUGUCGCAUUCCAGCUGAGCAUGCUAUGCAUGAACUGUCAAUAUCUGACAGUGGCCGGGAAUAUAGGCACCGGUAUAGACGCAUAUAUACAAACUGCUGUCUGUAAUCUCGACAUUCGGCUUGAUGAUUUCGUUUACGGAGGGUGGGACGAUGGGUCUUGGUUCUACGUGUUCACAAAGGAAACGCAAGCAAGGAUCACGCGUUUCGUCGUCUGCCCCCACGUCAUCGUCGACAACGAUUACCGAUGCGUCCUCAACGUCACAUACCACCACAACUGUGCGUGGUGCUGUUACCUGAGCGCGACGCCAAGUCGCACCGGCACUCCCAACAGCGACGCUACUAACAGUAGUGCCAGCAAGCACUCGCAAACCGCCGCUAUAGUAGGGGGUGUUGUUGGGGGGGUGGGCGUGUUGUUACUCGGCAUCAUCGCAUUCUUUUUCUGGAGAAGACAUAGAAAGCACACCGCGGGGACGCCUGGCAUGCAAGACCGUCACUUCAGUUAUCAGCCACCGCCGAACCAUAGCAACAACCCCUCUAGAGGGCUUGUGGACCCAUUUACACCAAGCGUCACUGGGGCGUCCAUGGGUGAAUGGAGCUCAAAUACACGCUCCGUCGACAACCCGAGCCGGUUCGCAAACCAACACAUGCACUCCUCGCAGCCAUCGCUCGCCACCACGGGCUUCACCGGCGAAAGCUACUCCGGGCAAGUACCAUGGGCCCCCGCCCAAAACGUCCUCUCUGCCAAUACCACUACUGGACUCUCGCCGUCUGGCACGAGCUCGAGCCUCUCCGCGCUCCGACACGAGGACGCGGGCGCGGUCGUGGACCUCUCGCGCUCCAUGUCGGGGCGCCUUCCGCCGGCGUACCGCUCGUGGGAGCGCGGCGUGCCGGAGGUAGACGCGGACUCAAACGGGGGCGGGGGCUCGCAGGUGUCAGAGCCGCAGUCGUUCGGGUACGCGGUCGAGACGGGCGCGGUGGCGAUGGGAGGCGCGACGGUCGGGCGACGAUUGCCCACCCCGCCGUCGGGGGACCGGUCGCCGACAGGGACGAGCUUCAGUGGGAAUUCGGUGCCGCUGUCGCCAUCGCAGGCGUUGCCACCGUCGAACAAAGAGGUGAUGUCGAGAGGCGGGGUGAAUCGUUUAGAAACUGGAAAUUGA
Messenger RNA from Epithele typhae, 1410 nucleotides. RefSeq lists its product as uncharacterized. The coding region runs from base 1 to 1410 and encodes 469 amino acids. The record is from RefSeq and is a predicted model, not a curated record. NCBI's taxonomy places the organism in Eukaryota, Fungi, Basidiomycota, Agaricomycetes, Polyporales, Epitheliaceae. The transcript has 10 exons.